Molecule: messenger RNA, 1570 nt
Organism: Owenia fusiformis
Lineage: Eukaryota; Metazoa; Annelida; Polychaeta; Sabellida; Oweniidae
Source: the annotation of a GenBank genome assembly
CAAAAUGUUCAUGAGGACAUCCCCAACAAUUUCUCUUUUGUUAUGUGGAUUUAUGUUCAUUCCCCGGGUUAAUCUACAGAAAAAUGAGAGUCCUAAGAUUGCUAUAGUAGGGGGAGGUGCAGGAGGAGUUAGUUCAGGACAUUUCCUAAGAGAAUUGUUUGACAAGCAUGUCCAAAUAGAUCUCUAUGAAGACAAGGAGAUAGGUGGUAGAGUGUCAUCUGUAAAAUUUGCAGGCCAAGACUAUGAAUCUGGGGGAUCAGUUAUACACCCCAAAAAUAUGUACAUGGUCAACAUGACAAAAAUGCUAGGUUUAAAACCAAGAGCAAAGGCCCAUGGAAUCCUAGGAAUCUAUAAUGGAGAAGAGAUGGAUUUCACAGGAAGUAGCUUCUCGCUAGUAACCAUGGCAAAGAUGUUCUGGCGCUAUGGGUACGACCUUAUAAGACUUGAUACAUGGAAUACACAUUUAUUGGAAAAGUUCUCGAGCAUCUAUGACCAUCAGAUAGCCGGCCAUGCAUUUACCAGUGUGGAGAAACUUUUGGAGUCGAUGUCCCAAGACAUGAGGGAUCUCCUCUAUGUCUCUGCGGAGAAGAAGUUUAAAGAGGAGGGCUUUUCGGAGAGAUUCAUCAAUGAACUUGCUCUUGGUGCAUUGAGAAACAACUAUGGCCAGAGUACAGACAUCCAGGCAUUUGUUUGUUCUGUAUCCCUUGCUGGAGCAAUGCCUGGUCUGUGGGAAGUCCAUGGUGGUAACAAUCUUGUCUUCAAACAACUCGUGAAGCAUGCCUCUAUCAACCACAUACAUGCAAAAGUUCAGUCUGUCACCCUCACAUCAACAAACUCGCAAAGUCCUAGGUACAUUCUAGAGGGAGUUAACAGAGAUAAUGUGCCAUUUAAGGACAUGUAUGAUAUAGUUAUAAUUGCGACACCUCUACACGAUAAGAUAUCUGAUAUAAAAUUCAAUGGUUUCCCAAAACCAGUUUCUUAUUUUCCAGGGGAAUACAAACGAACUGUUGCAAAUUUUGUACAUGGAACACCAAAUAUAACAAAAUUUGGAUUCGAUAAUUUGAAUGAUUUUCCCACAAUGCUUCUUACAGCCAAUCGUGAAUUGUAUUACCGUAGUAUUGGAAAACAAUUUCCGGUGAAUUGGGGAGGAGAUGGAAAAGCUUUUCUUCCAUCAGUUUGGAAAGUAUUUUCAGAGGAACCAUUGACUGAAUCUGAGUUUGAUGAUUUAUUUCUGUCCUAUGAUCAAACAACCAUGGUGGAUUGGCGUGCCUAUCCCAAAUAUGGAUCAACAGACAACAUCCCACCAUUUCAACUUGCUCAGAGAUUGUAUUAUGUGAAUGGUAUUGAAUGGGCAGCGUCAGCGAUGGAGACUUCUGUAAUAGGGGGUAAAAAUGUAGCCCUGUUAGCCUAUAACCAAUGGAUGGGGCUACAUGGUAAUAUUGACCAAGAAGUACAUGUUAAACAUGACAAAACAGAGUUGGAUGAUUCUCAGUAUGAAAAUCUAGAUCUGAUUAGUUUUUGGGUGUUCUGGGUAAAUGUCAAGGCAGCCAUUUUGGAUUUUCCGUCUUAA